Molecule: messenger RNA, 2135 nt
Organism: Mesocricetus auratus (golden hamster)
Lineage: Eukaryota; Metazoa; Chordata; Mammalia; Rodentia; Cricetidae
Product: asialoglycoprotein receptor 2
Exons: 9
Coding region: 421-1326 (301 amino acids)
Biological process (GO): biological process involved in interspecies interaction between organisms
Cellular component (GO): external side of plasma membrane
Molecular function (GO): fucose binding; D-mannose binding
Source: RefSeq, a predicted model, not a curated record
CGUGUGUGUGUGUGCGCGCGCGCGCACAAAGAGACCUCCCUUCUCCUUUCUCUGGUUGUGAGAACAGAAACAUGUCCUUCACCCCUAACACUCACUGGCCAUGUUUCCAACUGUGUUUCUAUUUCUAUUGACUGUCCAAAGUCCUCGGGGGCAGGAGAUGACAGGUUAGGUGGACUUCGACACUCAGACACAGGGACCCAGCCCUCGCCCAGACCAACCCCCUGCUCCCUUCUCUAGUACCACCUGUCCAGUUGCCCCAGUUUAACCCCCCUUUCUCCUUGUGCGUGAGCUGCCUUCAGAAGCCAGAGUCGGUUCUCUACACCUUGAGCAGAAGUUCGCAUCUUAGCACAAACCCAAGUUCCAGCUAAGAAAAUCUAACUCAGUCCCAGGCCUAGCUCCAGCCCUCGGGGCCUACCCACCAUGGAGAAGGAUUUUCACGACAUCCAGCAGCUGGAUUCCGAGGAAAAUGACCAUCAGCUUAGUGGCAAUGAGGAACAAGGCACUCAUGGGCAGAAUCCUAGGACAGAAAAUCCAUUUUGGAAAGGGCAGCCUCCUUCCCAGCCCUUUCCACAGAGCCUCGGCUUCAGGCUCUACCUCAAUCUGCUUGCCCUGGCCUUCAAUGUCCUGCUGCUGGUGGUCAUCUGUGUGAUUUCAUCCCAAAGCAUGCGACUGCAAGAGGAGUUUUUGACCCUGAAAGAAAGUUUCAGCAACUUCUCCUCCAGCACCCUGAUGGAGUUCAGGGCUCUGGAUUCCCACGGAGGUGGCAGAGAUGACACAUUGACAUCCUUGGGAGCCAAACUGGAGAAAAAGCAGCAGGAACUGAAAGCAGAUCACUCCACUCUGCUCCUGCACCUGAAGCACUUCCCACUGGAUCUACAAAUCCUGACCUGUCAGCUGGCCUUCUACCAGAGCAAUGGCACAGAAUGCUGUCCCGUUAACUGGGUGGAGCAUGGGGGUAGCUGCUACUGGUUUUCUCGGGUUGGGCUGACCUGGGCUGAGGCUUCGGAGUACUGCCAGCUGGAGAAUGCCCACCUGCUGGUCAUCAACUCAUGGGACGAGCAGAAAUUCGUUGCGAAGCACACGGCCUCAUUUCACACUUGGAUAGGUCUCACUGACAGGGAUGGCUCCUGGAAAUGGGUGGAUGGAACCGAAUACAGAAGCAACUACAAGAACUGGGACUUCACUCAGCCAGAUAACUGGCAGGGCCAUGAACAGGGUGGAAGUGAAGACUGUGUUGAAAUCUUGUCCGAUGGGCACUGGAAUGACAACUUCUGCCAGCAGGUGAACCGCUGGGCUUGUGAAAAGAGGCGCAAUAUCACCCACUAGGAGCCUGCUCUACCGUGUCUUCCUAGUCUCCCCUCCACCCCUCACUGCGUCACCGCAACCUCCUCACUGGGGACAUUGAAGCAAGGAAGAGAAGAGAGUCCGUAGCAUGAGGAGGAGUUAUGGGAAAAUGGCAAGGGGGCGGCUUUAUUAUCUCACUCUUUGGGAAGGCUGGUAUUCUGGCUCUCUCCACAACACUGCAAUUGUUACAAAUUCCAGCCUUCAGAAUGUACUAGAAAAAAAAAGAAAAGAAAAAGUUGAUACUUGAAAGUCAUGUGGCCUGGGUAUUUGGAACUGGGGCAAAAGAGAGGGGGCUGGGAGGGUUUGGAGGAAGCCAGGUGUGAGUCCCUGAUGAUCAUUCUGUGACACACUGAUGUUCAGAGAGGGAGGCGGGAAACGGGAUCCUCCGUGGCUUGUGUCUAGAUGGUUAGAGCUGCUGUGGGGACCUCUGGAUUCAAGGCCUUCCCAAACUGUUGGCAAGGAAUGCUCUUACUCUAACCCAGACCCCUGGGGAAGGAGGGCACACACACGUGUGUGAGCACCCCCCAAGAUUCCCUCCUCCCUCCACUUUGCCCCAGAGUUAACCACUUCCAGGAUGUCUUGUUGGGGUGUUUCCUGUAUACCCACAUAUGCAAUGAUGCAGAGAAACAAAUACCCACUCCCCGGCACUUUGCAAUGUCUAUGAUUAUUCUGACAGACACUGCUACCUGAAAGGGUUUUACUUGCUUGAAUGUAGCAGCUGUAGAGAAAUCUGAAAUCUGAAUGUUCCCGGCUUUAUUUAAUUACUCACCACAAUAGAUAAAGAAUUGGCA